AUCAAUUUAUUUACGCCGGCUCCCUUCGUAACAUUAAUUUUUAUAUCAAAAAAAGUAGUUCUUGUUUGGAGUUAAGUAAUUUUAGAUAAUCAACGCGAUUGUUAGUAGAUAGUGCUCUGCAGGUUAAAGUGCUCUUAUCACAACUAUUUGAAAGGAAUACAAUAUAUAGAAGUAUAAUUAAAAAUUACAAAAACAUCUAAAUAUUACAAUUAUUUUCUGAAAUCGAUAACAAAACAUGACAGUCCAAUCUAAACUAAGCCAUGUUUUUAGUUAUGAGUCUUGGAUCCAUGCAGUAUCUGGUGCUGCAGGAGGAUGUAUAGCAAUGUCUACGUUUUAUCCACUAGACACCGUACGAUCACGACUACAACUUGAAGACCCUGAAAAAAAUGGUGAAGCGCGUAGUACUGUUAAAGUUCUUAAAGAAAUAAUACUUAAUGAAGGAGUGCGAUCUUUAUAUAGGGGAUUGGCACCCGUUCUACAAAGUUUAUGUAUAUCAAACUUUGUGUAUUUUUACACAUUUCAUUGCCUGAAGGCAAUUGCUGUAGAAUCCAAUAGUAAAUCUAAGCAAAGUGCACUUCUAGAUCUUUUACUUGGGUCUGUAGCAGGAAUAAUUAAUGUUCUUACAACAACCCCUUUUUGGGUAGUGAAUACGAGAUUACGUAUGCGUGAUAUUGCGGGAACAUCAAGCGAAGUUAAUAAGUUUUAUACAAGUCUUUUUAGUGGAUUACAAUACAUUGCUAGAACCGAAGGAGUACGUGGAUUAUGGUCCGGUACAGUCCCAUCACUUAUACUUGUAUCAAAUCCCGCACUUCAAUUUAUGAUGUAUGAAAUGCUUAAACGUAAUGUGGUUUCUUUCACGGGAAACGAAAUUUCUAGUUUUGGUUAUUUUAUUAUUGGUGCAUUAGCAAAAGCAUUUGCAACAGUUUUAACUUAUCCUCUUCAAUUAGUACAAACUAAGCAACGACAUCGCACAAGCAAAUCCAGCGAAGAUAAAUUAUCUGCUAAAGCCAAAGACAUAGGCAUGAUAGAAAUGAUGAUAAGCAUAUUAAAAUUCCAAGGUUUUAAGGGACUCUUUAGAGGCCUUGAAGCAAAAAUAUUACAAACAGUUCUUACAGCUGCAUUGAUGUUUACUGCUUAUGAAAAAAUUGCCAUGCUAGUCGGAACGUUACUAAAAAGAACCCCAAAUACUGUUAACUGAAACUUACGUGAAGUUUUAGAGAUAAAUAAACCAAAUUUCUUUUGAUAGGCUCUAUUUACUAGUUAGGAUUAGUGAUUUUCUGUGUUUUGUGAUUAAGAUUUAAGUAAAGUAUUAUGUAUUAAUCGUUCCAGUUGGUUAUUGAGUUCUUUUUCUUG
Messenger RNA from Teleopsis dalmanni, 1353 nucleotides. It is a transcript of the gene PMP34, whose product is annotated as peroxisomal membrane protein PMP34. The coding region runs from base 236 to 1198 and encodes 320 amino acids. NCBI's taxonomy places the organism in Eukaryota, Metazoa, Arthropoda, Insecta, Diptera, Diopsidae. Gene Ontology annotation, cellular component: peroxisomal membrane. The transcript has 3 exons. Gene Ontology annotation, molecular function: NAD transmembrane transporter activity; AMP transmembrane transporter activity; FAD transmembrane transporter activity. The record is from RefSeq and is a predicted model, not a curated record.